AUGCUGCUCAGAGGGUUGAAAUAUCAGCGGUUCCCACCGAUUCUGCUGGCUAACUGUUAUGUUUUGACUUCAGGGUUACAGCAGUUCGGCUUAGAUCUGAGACAUGCAAAUUAUUUAACUAGAGAUAAGACGGUCUCUAGAAAUAUAACUUUGUUCAAAGGAUUUAGCGUAAGAACUUUGCAUACAUAUCAACGUGAUUUAUCUACUACAGUAAACGGAUCGCUAAAGGCAGAUACUGUUGAUUGUACUGAACGCGAAAGUGAAAAUACUCAGAAACCCAACUUGGAUUCGGACUUUGCACAUAUAAUUUCUUCAUUAAGGAAAAAACAGAAUAAUUCUUAUUUGCAUCAACAUUUUAGUACCAUAUUACCACAUAAUGAUAUCAUGUUUGCCCAGGUCACGUCUGAUCUAGAGUGCUUUCUUUGUUGUCUGCCCAGCCUUUUAGAGUUAAAUCCAUCACCAUGUUCAUCAGAUAAUUCAUUGCAGUUUUCCAAGACCAGACGACUUUCAUAUAAUAUGGAUAUUGAAUCUGCAUUUGUCAUUCUUUUACAAAGUCUGGUGAUGGCCCUCAAACCAUCGUAUAAAAACAAUUUGGUCACAAAACUAUUAGUUCAGUUUUCAAAAGUUCGGCAAGAUUCCGAAUACACAGAUAUAGCUGCAGAUACAUUUCAUGGAGCCUUGUUUAACGGGACGCAAUCUAAAAUACUAUCUGAAAAUGAGAAUUUUAAAACUGCUUUAAGAUUACUCAAAUUUGAAAUAGAAGAAGAAAUGGUUUGGAAUCAUCAUGGAUCUUAUGCUCAUGAUGUGAAUGCAUGGAUAUCAUCGAUAUUCGAACCUUCGUUGACAAAGUGCAUCUCGUACCUUAAUGGAUGUGAUGUAAUUCCCGAUAUUAUACUUUAUGAUCUUCUUCUACGGAAACCUGAAAAUGAACUAGAGUAUAUUGCUUUGUACGAAUUAUAUGCCAAGCACUCCAAAUUCAUAAACUUUAAAGAUCAGGAGCUGCUAUACAGUUUGAAGCAAUUUAAUAUAAAGUCCGACAAAGCUCUUGUGAGAGAAUUAAAAAUACCUUUGGUAUUUUCCAAUCUUUUGUGUUACGCAAUUAGGUUUAAGGUUGCGUUUCUUCCAAAGCUUGUGACAUUGUUUCUUGACGAAAAUAAUACAAGAACCCCUCAAAUAAUUGACCAAUUGGGUGAAAUCAUGUGGAAACUUUCAUACGAUCAUACAGGCAAGAACAGUAUUUUACCGUCUGAUUUUUAUCGUUUUGCUCAGUCCAGAAUAAUCAAAGUUUUAAAUUCAUUCAUUUCUGAAAAUAAGGAUUUCGAUCCUGAUUGCACAAACUUACUAGCCGUUUCAAAUUUAACGUAUUUUCAUGAUUUUCAAAAAGCAUAUAAAUACUUCAAAAGUGCACAAAAACGAUUCGAUAGAUGGCAGCUUGAAAGUUUUGAUAUUGAGGGAUUGAAGAAGGUCGUUAGAACAAGUCAAAAAUAUCCAGACAAUACCCAUUCAAAUAAAAUAGCACAGCUUCGAUAUGAACGUAUGGAUUAUAACGCAAAGUUUUUGUGUAACUCCAUAUUGCUUCUUGAUAUUCAGAAGAGUAACUGGAAAGAUAUGUUCAAUGAUUUUUACUGUAUCUUGAAUAAGGCGGAUCGAUCAUUAUUAAGGAUUUAUCCUGAGAUAUGGGAUAUUAUUCUUAUAAAGAUGAAUCAUCACUCCAUGCUUAAUUAUAGUACAAUUGGUAUAUUAAUAUCGUUAUACCUACGGACCUUUAAAGGGCAUAUAUACAAUAGUGUUGUCCUUGAUCUGAUAAUAAGUCAUACUGAUGAUCCAAUAAGAUUGCUGCAGAUAUAUACACAAUUUCAAAGCAAAGAGAUGGAUGAUAGUACUUUGAGCAAAUUUAUUUCCAAGCUUUACAAAUUAGCUAAAAACAACCAAGCUCUAAAGAUGGUACAAGAAAAUUCUCAGCCUGUCGACAUUCUUCAGGAUCCUGAGAAAUUGGAAAAAUUAUCAGAGAAUUGUUCUGAUAUUGAAUCGUUCAAUUAUCUAAUACAGCAUUAUCAAGAGGUUGUUAUCCCGAAAAAGCUGUCGAAAGUAAGAAAACAAUUGUAUGAGCCAGAGGAGUUUAAGGCAUACGGUUUUGGUACUCCUUUAGAGUUUGCACGAUAUUUGUAUCAAAAUGCACAAUUCAAGUCCAGCAGGCUUAAUUCAAGUUAUCUUUUAGGAGAAUCAACCUUAAAUCCUGAAAAUUCCUACGCUCGUUAUGAAUCAUUGAAUGCAUAUACAAAAGUGACUCCUUUAACAAUAUCCUCGUUGUUUGUGGCGGCUUUGUCAAUGCAGAAAAACAAGAAGUAUAAUAGUGUUAGGUGGGUCGUUAUGGAUUCGCGUGGAACAGAAAAUAAAAAGCCGGUUGACGUUGCUUUCGAAGAAUUUGAUAAGAGAAUAUCGGAAUCAUUUGGAGAUUGUGUAACAGGAAAGGUUUAUCCUAAUGACAACUUAUUAGUUCUAUAUUUGCAGUGUGCUAAGAAAUUUGGCAAGUCCGACAGACUUUAUUCUUUCUUGAAAAGAAUGGUAGACCUCAGGUAUCCAAUGAAAUCUGGACUCUUUCAUACAUACAUUUCGAUGUUACCAGCGGCUGAUAGAGCAGAAUUAGUCUAUGCACUUGGUGCAUAUGACAAACGGUUCAGAGCCUUUAGAAAAUGUUCAAGCGAAUAUGAGCUUGAUCAACUAAAGAGCACAAUGAAACCAAUACAAAUUUCUGGAAGAUUUGCAGAUUUUGUGUCGAAAUUCGACUUUACAUGGGGCAUAGUAGGGAAAUGGGAUUGGCCGGGAAAAUGA
This is a messenger RNA of Brettanomyces bruxellensis, 2832 nucleotides long. RefSeq lists its product as uncharacterized. The transcript has a single exon. NCBI's taxonomy places the organism in Eukaryota, Fungi, Ascomycota, Pichiomycetes, Pichiales, Pichiaceae. Bases 1 to 2832 code for a protein of 943 amino acids. The record is from RefSeq and is a predicted model, not a curated record.